AUGAUGAAACUAAUGAAAAAGACAGUGCUGACAUUGGCAGUCAUUUGCCUUUCCACACCAGCGUUAACAUCUGCUUUUGUUCCUGUUUCCAGCAGCAGGACCACAGCUGUCGCUUAUUAUGCUCCUUCUUCUCGAAUCACCGCCACUACUGACAAGAAGAAGCUCCAAACGACCGCCCCAUUUGUCGCAACAAAAACGACACAACUACACGAACGAAAAUAUCAAGGAACCAACGAUGGUACUGGUCGCGGUAUUAUCCUCCAAGUGAUUGUCUUUGGCAUCACGGCCUGGCUCUUUACCAUUCCACCUGAAUUUCGUCGGGCCUACCUGUGUCCCGCCGAUACCUUUUGCCAAGAAGAGGGCUCGUGUACACGGGAAUGUGUCACCCCUGACGAAUGGGUCAGUGGGAUUAAAGAUUACUACAAGAAUGGAGGAGGUAUCAAAUGGGAUUUUUCCAUUGACCCAAAGACCAAGGCAUCGAAUCAACAAAAGUUGGAUGCGAUUUUGGGCAAUAUGAAUAAUAAUAAUAAUAAUAAUGGUGCUGGUGGUGCUGGUAAUUAA
Cylindrotheca closterium is the source of this 561-nucleotide messenger RNA. NCBI's taxonomy places the organism in Eukaryota, Bacillariophyta, Bacillariophyceae, Bacillariales, Bacillariaceae. The record is from the annotation of a GenBank genome assembly.